CAGGUUUUUAAAUUAGUGUAUUUCAUCAAAUGGCGUGAUGCUGCCUUUUUUGCUUUAUAUUGGACAGAUUAUUUUGUCCAUGAUACUUAUAUUUUUUUUUAUUCAACAUUUGUAGAAAUAAAUAGUAAGAAUUGAAUAUAUAAAACCAGAGAUCUGUCUAUGCUCGCUGAAAUUAACAUAUACGCAGAAAAAAUAGUUAAGUAUAUAAGCGGGUGAGGUGAUCAAAAUUAUCUCAUCUAAAAUCAAUGCCGUUGCAAAGAAAAUAAACACGUGCACUAUACCUACCUAGCUAUCUCGCAAAGAAUUUUUAAAGCCACUGUUCCCGAAUACGAACAAUCCCGAUCAAAGCCUACUUCGACAAUUCGUUCGCUUUGUCAUAUUUCGACGUUCAAAGCUACGUGGGGUUAUUCAACUUUUUUAUGCAAAUAAGCUUGAGUAAAAUCUAUUCGGGGUUCUGGCUGAAUUGUGAAUUCUGUAGCUUUUUUUUUUUUUAGUUUACCCUUUGAGCAAUGUCAUAUCAUAACCGAUGAUUGGGAGUUGUCUAAAUGAAAGCCCACCUUGUGAGCCUCUUCCAGGGGAUUCCAGUGAUGCUUUAAAUAGUUUAAAUAUGAACAAAGGAAAUCUUCUUCAUAGGUUUUUAAUCAGUUACUUUUACAAAGCUUCUCUCUUACCGGAAUAAAAUGAAUGACAGACAAAAAUAGAAAAUGCCACAGAUGACAUAUAUCCGUUUUACGCGCCAAAAGUGAUCUUUUGGGCGGCCUUACGCGAACUGUCAUAUUAAUAUAACCUAAUGUUGGUACACUGUAUUGAUCAUACAAUUUUAUUAACAAAUACUGGAAAUGAUAUUAAGGCUACAUUGUCAAACCUGGAAUAAUACAGAAUGAAAUGAGUACAGAAAAUGUAAAUGCUAACAUAAGAGUGCGGGCAAAUUUUAGGUAUUAUUUUUAGAAGACUUAUGGGAGAUGAUUAUUUAAUUAUCUUUGGAUAAUGUUUAUUUAUUUAUUUAAUCUUUAUUGCAUAAAAGAAAAACAAUCUUAUACUUAGUACAAAAGGCGGACUUAAUGCCACGAGGCAUUCUAACAAGGUAAAUGUUGUAACAAGUUGCAUUAUUUAGUGUAUCGAAUAUACUUAUUCGUGUGAAUCUGUGGUAAAAUAUACGUACCCUUACUAGAUCUACCUACUAUUUCCAAAUUAUACCUAAACCUACUCAUGCAAUUCCGUAGUAGUUUUUUUGUCCAAUCGUAAUUUAUUGACCAUUAAGUAUAUUGCAGUUAAAAAUCGUCCUUAUCUACAACUAACAAAACAGUUAUUUUUGCCUGAAACCGUCUCUUAUAGAUUUACUAUCUAAGUUAAAUGAACGUAAUCUAAUCGUAAGCAUAUCGCCGUACAAUACGAGAAUAAACGCUUAGAUAUGAUUUGCCGUCGGCUCUCCGCAUAUGAAAACUUUUCAGCCAAUCACGUUCGUCAAGCUACUUGGGAAGUUGGGAGACUCGUGAAACUCGUCAGCUCGUCAUUCGUCCGUCAGUACCCGAUAGACUCGCGAGGGAGGCGCACGUUCGCUACACAGAAGUUUUCCCGCCGAAAUGUUCGCGCGAGUGUUAUUGGUGCUAGUAUUUGUGUUUGUUAGCUGCGUUCAGAGUUUUGAUUCGAGAAAUGUGGUGUUCAUCAUUAUAAGCCAAAAGGAGCCUUACCUGGCGAGCGUAGCCUUUCGCUUGAAGCAGGAGAUAGAGGGUCAAGUCUUUCGAAUCGAAAGGCGGAACCCCAUAGUCCACCUAACCCACGAGGAUUUCCCCGUCCCCGGAGCCUGGAGCAUCAUCCCUCUGCUCAAGCCCUUGGUCACCAAGUACCGAGGAGGUGAUGUGAGAUGGGUCAUGUUUCUAGAGGAGCAUACCGCCGUGCGAUGUGAGAAACUUUUAGAAGCUUUGGCGGCUGCUGAUAGACAGAAGGACACUAAGUGGAUCGGCUAUCCUCUCAGUGACGAUGAGCCUACCAUUAUCCACCACUUCGCCAUGUACGAGGAGUUGGAAGAGGAGGGGGGUUUCGUGUAUCCAAACUUCGCGAGUGGGUUCGCUAUGAGAAUGGAAUUGAUUGAGACUCUCCUAAACCAAAUAGAAAGCGGUCAGCACAAGCUAGAAGCCGACUUUUCCAUCGACCCUGGCUUCGAGCUAGCCCAACUAGUGUACGGCGACAGACACACUCCUGGGCCCUUAUUGACCGCCGACCUCAGCUUCUGCAUAGUGUCUGGAGACAACUGCGCUACUUAUCCGAGGCAGUUUGAGACGUGUGGCAGCCCCAUACCCGAGGAAUCGAUCUUCUUCGCAGUCAAGACCUGGAGCGGCUUUCACUCGUCACGAGCGAAGGUCGUCAAGCGGACCUGGGGGAGGCACGUCACCAAUCUGAUGUUCUUCAGUGACCAAGCUGACCCAUCACUGCCAGCAGUGGACACAGGCGUUCCAAACACGAAAACGGGUCACUGCGCAAAAACGGUCGCUAUUUUGAAAGAAGCAGUUAGCCGCGUGCGCAAUAUGCCGCACGUCAAAUGGAUAUUCCUGGCUGACGAUGACACUAUUUUGGGUGUGCAGAGACUGUGUGAGAUAUUGAGCUGUUAUCGGGGCGGUACAGAUAUCACAGUCAUAGGUGAGCGGUACGGUUACGGCUAUGUCAACAAGGAAACUGCUGCCAAAGGCUACGACUACAUAACCGGCGGCGGCGGUACGGCGUUCAGCAUCGCAGCCGCUUCGCUCCUCUCUCGCUGUGUGUGUACAGCAUUAACGUCACCCGAUGACAUGACGCUCGGUGCCUGUGCGAAGGAGCGCGCCGUCCCGCUCACUCACUAUCCGCUGUUUCAUCAGGCACGCCCACAAGACUACCCCCGCGAAGUGUUAAGCCGAGAUCGCCCAUUGUCCUUUCACCGACACUCCUCGCCAGAACCCUACAAGGUGUACGCGACCUGGUUCCAGCACGACGAUCUAGCCCUGAAGCAUCGGUACUCCAAAGAUGAGCUAUAAGGUGAACUCUUAAAAGGAAUUCCUAGUUGCGAUUUUUCCAUACAAACGCUCUCGACUGUUUCCUCCCUGUAGUACAGUCAUUAUAUCCAAACAACGGACCCUACCCGUGAAUAAUCAGUUCUUGGAUUUUUUUUCGUAGGUCCCUCGGGGGGGUCCCUGGGAGUGUAAAUUCAAAAAGUAGACCGAAUCAGGCUCCUGUGUAUAUUCGAAUAACGGUUUUUCUUGAAUAACUCGGCCAUUUUUGAUUUUACAGUAAAACCGUGAGGACAAAAAUUUUAGGAAAUUUGAUUCUCUACAAGUUUGGUCUUCACAAUUUUUCUUCUAGGAUCGAUAUUUUGGGAAUUAAACCUGAAAAACGCGACAAUUUAAUAAUAUUUUGAACUUGUCGCGUUUUUCAGGUUUAAUUUCCAAAAUAUAAAUUUUGGGGGAAAAAAGGUGGGAACCAAAAUUGUUCAGAAUUUGAUUCUCUACAACUUUGUUUCUAUUCGUUCAUGCCGUAAAACGUGGAACAUAGGAGAUAAUGCUGAUAUUUUGAAUUUGUCGCGUUUUUCAGGUUUAAUUUCCAACAUAUCGAUCCUAGAAGAAAAAUUGUGUGACCAAACUUGUAGAGAAUCAAAUUUGUUACAAUUUUUGUCCUCACGGUUUUACUGUAAAAUCAAAAAUGGCCGAGUUAUUCAAGAAAAACCGUUUUUUGAAUAUACACAGGAGCCUGAUUCAGUCUACUUUUUGAAUUUACACUCCCAGUGACCCCCCCCCCC
Cydia pomonella (codling moth) is the source of this 3766-nucleotide messenger RNA. Its product is annotated as beta-1,3-glucosyltransferase. The transcript is spliced from 11 exons. Gene Ontology annotation, cellular component: membrane. Gene Ontology annotation, molecular function: acetylglucosaminyltransferase activity. The record is from RefSeq and is a predicted model, not a curated record. The coding region runs from base 1584 to 3008 and encodes 474 amino acids. NCBI's taxonomy places the organism in Eukaryota, Metazoa, Arthropoda, Insecta, Lepidoptera, Tortricidae.